GGAGAGAAGUUAGGCAUUGUGGGAAGGACAGGAUCUGGGAAGUCUUCUAUAGGUGUUGCUCUAUUCAGGCUUGUGGAGCCGGCAGCAGGAACCAUUUUGAUAGAUGGAGUGGAUAUCAUGUCCAUUGGUCUGCAGGAUCUGCGCAGUAAAUUGUCAAUCAUCCCACAAGAUCCUGUGCUGUUUAUUGGCACAGUCAGGUACAACCUCGACCCCUUCAAUAACUACACAGAUGAGGAGAUCUGGGCAGUUCUGGAGAAGACCUACAUGAAGGAUUCAAUCGUUCGACUGGAGGGAAAACUGAAGGCUCAGGUUCUGGAGAAUGGAGAGAACUUCUCUGUUGGAGAAAGGCAGCUUAUGUGUAUGGCUAGAGCCCUACUCCGCAACUCCAAGAUCAUUCUCUUGGACGAGGCGACUGCUUCCAUCGAUUCGGAGACAGAUUCUUUGAUCCAGACAACAAUUAAAGAAGCCUUCCAGGACUGCACCAUGCUUACCAUCGCCCAUCGCAUCAACACUGUGGUAGACGCAGAUCGCAUCCUGGUCAUGGACAACGGAGAGGUGGCAGAGUUAGAUCAUCCAGAUGUGCUGAAACAAAGACCAGACUCUUUGUUCUCCUCCCUCUUGAACGCUGCCAACACUGUGAACAGCUGAAGCUCCACCUGAAGCUCCACCUGGGUUAGCACAGCCACAGCAUCACAAACCCCAGGAUAACUGAGACUCACAGCCUGUUGUUGUAUGUUGGAUGAACGAGCUGCAGACGGAGAGAUGGGCUGAAAAAUACAACGUUACUUUAGAUAGAUAAUUUCUCUCACAUAUGUACUUUGAGAAUGUUGUUUGAUGAUGUGUAUUUAAAAAACAAUAUUUAUUGAUUUAUUUGUGACUGUUUUCUUCCACUUUAGAAAAAACACGAUAACCUUUGAAUGUGAGCUUCUGAUUUGUCACAACUUUGUAGAGAAAAUAUGAAUCACUGAAUAAAAACUUGUUGCUGCUGUCAUAAAGACUGGAAUACAA
Messenger RNA from Labrus bergylta (ballan wrasse), 1008 nucleotides. The record is from RefSeq and is a predicted model, not a curated record. NCBI's taxonomy places the organism in Eukaryota, Metazoa, Chordata, Actinopteri, Labriformes, Labridae.